CACAUUUCGCCGCAUUGCCUCCUCGAUCUCUCACUCCACCUUACCUUUCAAUCCCCGUCGCGGUUCAGAAUCACAAACACACUGCUUGUGCACGAAGACUAGAUCGAUCAGUCCAUCCACUUUGUUUGCUCGGCGCAUCUUGUGUAAUCAUAGUCUCUGUCAAAUCCUCUUGGGUCGCGGGGCACGAUGAAGCUCUCAUUCAGGGAUCUGAAACAGCAGAAAUUCACGAUCGAUGCUGAGCCCACAGACACGAUCGCUGAAGUGAAGGAAAAGGUCGCAGCGGAGAAAGGAUGGGAUGCGUCAAGUCAGAAGCUCAUCUACUCUGGCAAAGUUUUGGCCGACGCAAACACAGUCGAGUCAUACAAGAUUGAAGAGAAGGGUUUCAUUGUGUGCAUGGUCAGCAAGCCCAAGGCCGCGCCAGCUGCUAAACCAGCCCCUCCUUCGACGCCAGCUGCCUCAACAUCCUCGUCCACGCCAGCCGCACCUCCUGCUCCUGCUGCACCUGCGAGCCAACCCGCUGCUGCAGCCAACCAGCCUUCCACACCCACUCCAGGCCAAGCUACAACUAACGCUGCAGCGGGCGGAGGAGGUUUCAAUGAUCCUUCAGCCUUCUUGAUGGGCAGUCGGAACGAUGGUGCUAUCCAGGAGAUGGAAGCCAUGGGUUUCGAAAGAUCACAAAUUGAGGUCGCGCUACGAGCUGCGUUCUUCAACCCGGAUCGAGCAAUCGAAUACCUCUUGAAUGGUCUUCCCGACACUGGCGCCAACCCGGAGCCACCCACAUCUGCCACGUCCCCUCCACCUGCGGCCGCCCAGCCAGCACAGCCAGCCCAGACUGGUGGUGACGAACCCAUCAACUUGUUUGAAGCCGCUGCUCAAGCAAAUCAAGGGGGCCGUGGUAGCGGUGGUGCCGGUACUGGUGCGGCUGCAACAAGAGGCGGUGCUGGAGCUACAGCAGCUGGAGCCGGUGGCAUUACAAACAUGGAUUUGACCUAUCUGCGAAAUAGUCCUCAUUUUCAACAACUGCGUCAAAUAGUUCAGCAACAACCAUCAAUGCUCGAGCCCAUCCUACAACAAGUGGCUGAAGGCAACCCACAGCUUGCACAGAUGAUCGGUCUCAACCCUGAUCAGUUUCUCCAAUUGCUUGCAGAGGGCCAAGAAGGCGAUGAUGGUCCACUUCCCCCGGGUGGCACCGCCAUCAGUGUUACUCCCGAAGAGCGCGAUGCCAUCGAGCGACUAUGUAGACUUGGAUUCACCAGAGAUCAAGUCAUCCAGGCGUACUUUGCUUGCGAUAAGAACGAAGAAUUGGCAGCCAACUUCCUAUUCGAGCAGCCUGAAGACGAUGACCCGCAGUAAGCCCAUUGUCGCAGAUUCGACAAAUUCAGGGGAACGGCAAUGCCAGGCCUGCGUGGCUUCGCCUAAUUUCUUGGUGGAACAUGACUGUUAUGGAUGCCACAUGAUAAUGAACAUGGCGAAUUGAAUGCAUAAUCAAGAGUCGCCUGCUUGAUUGACUAGCGAAGAGAGUGAGAAGCUGGUGCAAUCUGUCCAUGCAGAAGCACAAUAUUGUGAGGUUCUUUACGAGCAUAUGCGUCUAAGCUCGGAUCGUUCUGGCAGGAUAACAUCACCGAAUAUGAACUCGUCCUGACAAAGUCCUGUUUCUUUUCCAACGUUUUAGUCAGAGUGCCUUGAAAAGUGGUAGUUCAGAGCUUCAG
This is a messenger RNA of Exophiala oligosperma, 1709 nucleotides long. Its product is annotated as UV excision repair protein Rad23. The coding region runs from base 187 to 1353 and encodes 388 amino acids. Gene Ontology annotation, biological process: nucleotide-excision repair; proteasome-mediated ubiquitin-dependent protein catabolic process. Gene Ontology annotation, cellular component: cytosol; nucleoplasm. The transcript is spliced from 6 exons. The record is from RefSeq and is a predicted model, not a curated record. Gene Ontology annotation, molecular function: damaged DNA binding; polyubiquitin modification-dependent protein binding; proteasome binding. NCBI's taxonomy places the organism in Eukaryota, Fungi, Ascomycota, Eurotiomycetes, Chaetothyriales, Herpotrichiellaceae.